Molecule: messenger RNA, 1128 nt
Organism: Papilio xuthus (Asian swallowtail)
Lineage: Eukaryota; Metazoa; Arthropoda; Insecta; Lepidoptera; Papilionidae
Product: connectin
Exons: 4
Coding region: 1-1128 (375 amino acids)
Molecular function (GO): protein binding
Source: RefSeq, a predicted model, not a curated record
AUGUUUUAUUAUAUCUCAAAAAAUUACGAAGUUUUAAUUGUUAACGUUGAGAGACAUACAUUUUAUAACUUGCCUAAUUUAACUGUUCUCACUUUGGAUGAGAAUAAAAUAACAAGACUUGUUUCAGAGACGUUUUAUGAAUUGCCGAGUUUACAUAAAUUGUACUUAACUAGUAACAAUAUAAGUGUCAUAGAAGAUGGUACAUUCAGACAUCUUGUAAACUUACUAGAACUAGAAUUAGAUAGGAACAACAUAAACGAAUUAAAGAAGGAAUGUUUUGAUGGACUCGCGAAUCUAAAGCGUCUAGACUUGAGAAGAAAUAAAUUGACCGUAUUGAAAUCGUUUACAUUCACUGAGCUUUGGAAUCUUCAAGAGUUGCUACUGGAUUAUAAUGAAAUUCAUGCAUUAGCACAGAGGACUUUUGAUGGGUUGUCUUUAUUAAAGAAACUGAGCUUAAGUCAUAAUAAACUUAUAGCUUUGAUUAGCGGAUUGUUUGAAGGAGUUAGAGGUCUAUCGGCGCUGGACUUACGACAUAACAAACUGAAGAGAUUCACAUAUGAUAAUGUUAAACCUAUUUAUGACAAUUUGAAAAAUCAGAAGAGCUACAUCUAUUUGGAAGGUAAUGACUUCGAUUGUGAUUGUCAUUUGGCAUGGAUGCACAAACUACGUCAUGAGGCCAGAAGCAUAAAAGUACGGACAUCACUAGAAAACUUUGUCUGCAAAUUCAACAUCGAUCCAGCUAUGAACUCUCAUUUGACUUAUUAUGAAAAAACUAUUAUUGACACUAACAAUAUAUUUAUAGACGAGAAACCUCCGGAUAAGGAAUAUAAAGAUACAGAUGAUUUACAAGAUGAUAUAGACGAGGAAUUCAUUGAGGAACCGAAAGUAAUUAAGAAGGAAAAUGAAAGAACUCUGUUGCAGAUUCCUGUUGAACUGCUACCUUGUCCUGCAGCGGUAAAAAGUGUUACCGAUAGAACGUACACUUAUCCAUCACAAAAUGAAGCUAAAGAUUACAGAAAUUUAAUUCUCACAUCUAAAUCAAAUAAAUUCGAUAUAUCACUUGAACACCGCUACCGGCACUGGUGUCGACGCGUCAGCAAAAGGAGUCUUUACAACAUGGGAUCCUAG